ACUCGAGAACCUCAACCAUUGGGACCUGUGGCUACAGACGUGCGAGAAGCUGCAGAUAUAUACGCCUCUCGCCAAUUCAAUUCCUUGACGACGACGCCCCAACGUCUCCUCGUUCCUACACGAACUUCAUUUCUCCUACGAUUCAUUGAAGCCGCUGAGACAUUUCACGAAUUCGCUCCUCGACCGCUGUCCAGCACAGCUUGACACGAGAACCUUGUCCUGACCCGGAUCAGUGCCAGAUACAUUAUCGAAUCCCGGACUUCGCUGAAAUGGCUCCUGCUUACACGAGUGGCCGUCGAGGCCCCAAUGUCUCGCAGUAUCUGCGUCAACUGAACACCGUCAACGAAAAGCCGCUUGAGGAUGACUUCACAUUCGAAGACGACUUGGCCAUGUUUACCAAUACCCAGUUCUUCGACUUCGAAACCGGCCAACACAUGGAUUAUCAGGCACCUCCAGCAAAACCAGACUGCGACCCCUCCCCUACCACCACUACGGUUAACCCCGAUGCCCUUGCAUCCCCCAUCGGCGAUUUGUCCAACCUAGAUUUCAUGCCGGGCGAUUUCAAUUUUUCCGACUUCAACUCCUACCCUGCCUCGGGCGUGCCCUCAUUGCAUGAAGGACUCGGCAACCUCCAACCUCUGCAGCCGAACCCGCAAACUCACUACUCUUCCCCGGUACCUCCUCAUCCGCAUCCGCACCCGGCCCAGGCUGCGUACGUCCAGCCGGUGUCCCGCCCGAGCGAGCCCACUAGCAGACCAGAGCCAUACAACGACAACGGCAACGGCAGGCCAGUCUCGAACUUCGAAGAACAAUCUCGUCUGGCCGCUGACGAAGAUAAGCGGAGACGGAACACCGCCGCCAGUGCCCGAUUCCGCAUCAAGAAGAAGCAGCGCGAGCAGGCUCUGGAGAAGACAGCCAAGGAAAUGUCGGACAAGGUCACCCAGCUCGAAAGCCGUAUUAACCUCCUCGAGACCGAGAACCGAUGGCUCAAGAACCUCGUUAUGGAGAAAAAUGACGGCAACGAGGAGAUCGCCGCCAUGUUCAAGGAGUUCGAUUCCAAACAUAAAGCCAACAAAGCAUCGAGUGAGGCCGCUUCAUCCGACGUCAAAGACGAAAAUUGACUUGACUAUAUCCAACUGGUCGUCGGUGGGUAGUCCAUUUUAGGGGUCAGCGUUCUGCACUUCAUUGCAUCGUGCGAGGCGUUGGGGUUU
Sodiomyces alkalinus F11 is the source of this 1211-nucleotide messenger RNA. Its product is annotated as regulatory protein cys-3. The transcript is spliced from 2 exons. Gene Ontology annotation, molecular function: DNA-binding transcription activator activity, RNA polymerase II-specific; RNA polymerase II transcription regulatory region sequence-specific DNA binding. Lineage: Eukaryota; Fungi; Ascomycota; Sordariomycetes; Glomerellales; Plectosphaerellaceae. The coding region runs from base 270 to 1121 and encodes 283 amino acids. Gene Ontology annotation, cellular component: nucleus. The record is from RefSeq and is a predicted model, not a curated record. Gene Ontology annotation, biological process: regulation of transcription by RNA polymerase II.